Messenger RNA from Dentiscutata erythropus, 450 nucleotides. The record is from the annotation of a GenBank genome assembly. Lineage: Eukaryota; Fungi; Glomeromycota; Glomeromycetes; Diversisporales; Gigasporaceae.
AUGUUAAAAGCUCUGCCGCUUUCAAAUAUUUCAGAGAAAUUACCAUUACCGUAUUUACCAAAGCGUUUUUCUGAUUCGACAAAAGAAGCAAUCAAUAAAUUAAGAGAUCAAUUACGUUACUAUGCUGUAGUAGAUAUUCGAUCUCAAAAAUUUUUAAUUACCAAAAACGAUAUUGUGAUCGCACAUAGGUUGCGUGAUGUGAACGUUGGAGAUGAAUUAAGAUUAAAUCGAGUGCUUGAAUUGGGAUCCAAGGAUUACACGAUCAAAGGACAACCUUUUGUUUCUGAAGCAUUUUACAAUAUUAAAGCUACAGUACUUGAACAGCCUAAAGGCCCCUUUAUUCAAAUAUUUAAAAAGAAACCGAGGAAUCGACAUAGGAGACGGAUCACACAUAAACAGACUUAUACGGUUUUGAGAAUUUCAGAGAUUGACGUUAAUAAAUUUGAAUGA